Messenger RNA from Quercus robur (English oak), 837 nucleotides. RefSeq lists its product as uncharacterized. The transcript is spliced from 2 exons. The record is from RefSeq and is a predicted model, not a curated record. Lineage: Eukaryota; Viridiplantae; Streptophyta; Magnoliopsida; Fagales; Fagaceae. Bases 1 to 837 code for a protein of 278 amino acids.
AUGGUAGCCCCGUUCAAGCAGAGACGAACGAACCAAGAUAUGUCUUUCAACGAGGAAGACGCAAGGGGGGUGAAGCAGCCUCAUAAUGACCCCCUAGUCAUAACACUCACGAUUGAAGGGUUCGAUACCAAGAGGAUCCUUGUGGACAAUGGCAGCUCCGCAGACAUCAUCUAUCUAUCCGCUUUUCAGCAACUGAAGCUAGAUCUUGGAAGACUGCGCCCAUUUGACUCCCCCUUCGUCAGCUUCAGUGGAAACAGGGUAUACCUUAAAGGCAUAGUGACAUUGACGGUGACAGUAGGGACAUACCCGAAGCAGUUGACUCGUCAGUUAGACUUCUUGGCCGUAUUGGCUACCAACGAGAACCAUACGUGGACGAUCGAGGAAAAGGAAGAGGAUAAAGUAGAAGCCCUGGAAGAAGUGGAGCUGGUAGAAGGAAAGACAACCAAGACAACAAGGAUAGGGACAACAUUGAGUCUCGAGAUCAGGUUAAUGCUUGUUCAGUUCCUUAAGGAAAACCUUGACGUCUUCGCAUGGAGCCAUGAGGACAUGCUUGGCAUAUCGCCGAAAGUUAUCAAGCACAAGUUAAACGUGAAUCCCGAUAAGAAGCCCGUCCAGCAGAAACGACGGGUCUUUGUCCUAGAAUGGAACCAGGCCAUUACAAACGAGGUUAACAAAUUACUGACGGCAGGUUUCAUACGUGAGGUGUAUUAUCUAGAAUGGCUUGCAAAUGUCAUCUUAGUGAAGAAGGUAAAUGGAAAAUGGAGAAUGUAUGUGGACUUCAUUGACCUGAACAAAGCUUGCCCAAAGGAUAGUUUCCCUUUACCAAGGAUAGACUAG